UUUCUGUUUUCAAAAAAUUUUCAAUUUUUUAUAAAUUUAAACUUUUAAAAAUUCCUAAAUCUAAUUUCAUUAGAAUAAUCUGUAUACUAAAUAUAUUCUCUCAGUAACCACAAUAUAUAAAUAUACGUAAACCACAACAUUUGUUUAUACCGUAUAGCAUAGAUAAUUUACUCGCCACAUAAUGUGCAACAUUAUCAAUGAACAUCACACUAAUAUUAUUAUUUAUUUAUUUAAAUUAUUAAACGAAUAUUUGAACUACUGUCAUCCGGAAAUUUAAAUUUCAAGUGUCUCAUAACCUAACUAUUCAUCAGAUUCACAGAAAAUAAUCCAAUAAACCUAAUUAAAUAACAAAUGGACGAAAUGAAGUCGAUAUGGCUUUAAUUUAGUACGGUACACGAUGAGAGUUAUGAGACCCAAAAAACUGUUGUUUGUGACCGUAAUCGUUACACUCACAUUACUGUUUUUCGGUGUGUUUACGCAUUUAUUCGAAAAAGACUUCGAUGACAAUUUUCGUUAUCCGUACGAGGGCGAUAUAGAAGAGUUGGUGCUCCAGUUAAAACACAAUGAGACGCCGACAAUUCCCGCUAUUAACCACUACAACUUUCGGUUUUAUAACUUGCCAUCGAUGCAGUGCGAGUUAAUACACGACUUGAGACUGGUUUACAUCAUUAAGUCCUCCCCAGAAAACUUCCUUAAUAGAAAGGCGAUUAGGAGCAGUUGGGGAUUUGAACGCAGAUUUUCUGAUGUGGAAAUCAGGCGGAUUUUCCUGUUGGGCUGGCAAAAAUCAAAAGAAGUGCAACAGAAAAUUGACACUGAAGCUGGAGAGCAUAAUGACAUAGUUCAGGCUGAUUUUGUGGACAGUUACUUCAACAACACUUAUAAAACAAUGUCUGGAUUUACUUGGGCGGUUAAUUAUUGCAGGAAUUCCAAGUUUUACAUGUUUGUGGAUGAUGAUUAUUAUGUCUCUACCAAAAAUGUGCUCAGAUUUUUAAGGUAUCCAACAAACUAUCCUCAGUAUUUGCAACAUCCACUUAGCAAUGUUAAUAAAAUUUUACAUAUAAGGAAACCAUUACAAGUUGACUUAAAUUUGAAUGAUGAUGUUAGACUAUAUACAGGUUACACAUUUGAAUCAUCUCCACUGAGGCACUACAUGAGUAAAUGGUAUGUUUCGCUGGAAGAAUAUCCUUAUAAUAAGUGGCCUCCUUAUGUAACAGCUGGUGCUUAUAUAUUAUCCAUUCAGGCUUUGCUGGACAUGUAUUAUGCUAGUUUUUACACAAAGCAUUUCAGAUUUGAUGAUAUUUAUGUCGGAAUUUUAGCAUACAAAACGAAAAUUGAACCCUUUCACUGUCCUGAAUUUUAUUUCUAUAAGAAAAAUUACGAAAAAUACAAUUAUCAAUAUGUAAUAGCAAGUCAUGGGUACAAAGAUCACAUAGAGAUGCUGACUGUUUGGACUGAGCAAAAAAGUUUGGGAUUUGCUUGAAAUUCUAAUCAAUUAAGUAUAUUCGUUUAUAAAAGACUGACAAUGACUUGAAUGUUGUUUGUUGUUGCUGGAAUUCAAUAUAAUAUUGUGAUAAUUUCAAUAAAAAUCUUUUGUGAU
Molecule: messenger RNA, 1597 nt
Organism: Aethina tumida (small hive beetle)
Lineage: Eukaryota; Metazoa; Arthropoda; Insecta; Coleoptera; Nitidulidae
Product: beta-1,3-galactosyltransferase brn
Exons: 1
Coding region: 398-1480 (360 amino acids)
Cellular component (GO): membrane
Molecular function (GO): hexosyltransferase activity; UDP-glycosyltransferase activity
Source: RefSeq, a predicted model, not a curated record